This is a messenger RNA of Olea europaea var. sylvestris, 1425 nucleotides long. RefSeq lists its product as uncharacterized. The coding region runs from base 1 to 1425 and encodes 474 amino acids. The record is from RefSeq and is a predicted model, not a curated record. The transcript is spliced from 3 exons. NCBI's taxonomy places the organism in Eukaryota, Viridiplantae, Streptophyta, Magnoliopsida, Lamiales, Oleaceae.
AUGCAAUACUUCUAUAUUGGACUAAAUCCGAAAAGCAGGGCUAAUGUUGACUCCGCAUGUGAUGGUUCCAUCACAAAGAGAACAACAGAUCAAGUAUAUCAAAUCAUGGAGGAUUUAGCAUUUACUAGUGCACUGUGGCCUACUGAAAGAACAAGUGUAAAGAAAUUAGCUGGGAUACAUGAGGUGGAUCCAUUAACUGCAAUCUCAGCACAGCUGGCAGCUUUAGCUAAAAAGGUCUAUAAGAUGAAUGUCAUUCAAACAGUCGGACAAAAAUGUAAGCACUGUGGAGGAAAUCAUGAAAGUGUUAAUUGUACCGUUGGUAGUCCUUUUGCUCAAUCACUAAAGGAUAUAAAUUAUGCUCAAAAUUUUCAAAGACAACAACAUAAUAAGAAUCCUAAUACCUACUACCCAGGCUGGAGAAAUCACCCAGGAAGCUGCUAUCAAGAAUUUAGAAAAUCAGAUGGGAUAAAUAGCAAAAGCACUCUCAGAAAGACAUCAAGCAACACGGAAACAAAUCCUAAACAGCAGGUAAUGACAGUAAAAGUUAUGGAGAGUGAGAAGAUUGAAGCAAUCACUACACACAGUGGGGUUAAACUUCCAGAAAUUAUAGUUGAGAGACGGGUGGAUAAAUCUAAACAUCUAGACAAAGUAGUUCCAUCUCAAGAGCUAGAAAAUCUACAGGUCAAGGUAACCGCUCUUAUCAAACCUUAUGUGCCUCCGGUCCCAUUUCCUCAUAGAUUACAAAAGAAGAAGUUGGAAGAACAAUUUGCAAAGUUCUUGGAUAUCUUCAGGAAACUUCAUGUUAAUAUCCCAUUGAUUGAAACUUUAUCUCAAAUACUAAACUAUGCAAAAUUUCUGAAGGAGAUCUUAGCAAAAAAGAGAAUGCUUACAGAUUUUGAGACCAUCAAGUUAAAUGAAGAAUGUAGUGCCAUCUUGCAGAAUAAAUUACCUCCUAAAUUACAAGAUCCAGGGAGUCUCAAAAUACCUUGGUCAAUAGAAAAAGAUUUAAAUUUUAAUUGCUUAUGUGAUUCUGGAGCAAGUAUUAACCUAAUGCCUUCUUCUGUAUACAGAAACUUAGGUUUGGAAGAGCUGAAAGACACAUCCAUCUCCCUUCAAUUGGCGGACAAAUCCAUCAAAUACCGAAGUGGAGUAGUUCAGAACGUGUUCAUUAAAGUGGGCAAAUUCAUAUUCCUAGUUGAUUUCGUUAUCCUAGAUAUAGAGGAGCCAUGGAAUGUAGCAUUACUUAUCUUCGGCAGAUCUUUUCUAUCAACAGGCCGAGCUAUUAUGGACUUUGAAAGUGGCGAACUAACAUUGAGGGUAGAAGAUAAGCAAGAAAAGUUCAAGAUCUACAACACUAUCGAGAAUCCAUUACAAGAAGAGUUCAGCAAAAAGGUUAAGGAGGAGUGCAAUUAUAUUGCUGCAUAG